AUGUACUCCGCUUCAGUCACUGCUCCCGUCAACAUCGCCACCCUCAAGUAUUGGGGAAAACGCGACAAGUCGUUAAACUUACCCACCAACUCGUCAAUCUCCGUCACCUUAUCCCAAGACGAUUUACGUACAUUGACAACCGCUUCAGCCUCCCCAUCAUUCGAAAAAGACCAAUUGUGGCUCAAUGGAAAGUUGGAAUCACUUGACACUCCACGUACCCAAGCGUGUUUGGCCGAUUUGAGAAACUUGCGUGCGUCAAUUGAAACACCAGACUCCCCAAAAUUAUCGCAAAUGAAGUUACACAUCGUUUCGGAAAAUAAUUUCCCAACUGCUGCUGGCUUAGCCUCUUCUGCUGCUGGGUUUGCUGCGUUGGUGACAGCCAUAGCCAAGCUUUAUCAAUUGCCCCAGGACAUGUCGGAAUUGUCGAAGAUCGCCCGUAAAGGUUCGGGGUCGGCAUGCCGAUCCUUAUUUGGCGGGUUCGUCGCCUGGGAAAUGGGAACCUCCAACGAUGGUGAGGACUCAAAGGCAGUGGAAAUCGCUCCAUUAGACCACUGGCCCACCCUCAAAGCAGUCAUCUUAGUUGUCAGCGACGAUAAAAAGGAUACACCAAGUACUACAGGAAUGCAGGCCACCGUCGAAUCCUCAGACUUGUUUGCCCACCGUAUUUCUCAAGUUGUCCCCCGCCGCUUUGACCAAAUGAAAAGUGCUAUCCUUGCCAAGGACUUUCCCAAAUUCGCUGAACUCACUAUGAAAGAUUCCAAUUCGUUCCACGCAGUAUGCUUAGACUCCUACCCCCCAAUCUUCUACCUCAACGAUACAUCAAAGCAAAUUAUCAAGUUGGCGGAAGAGAUUAAUCGUGAUGGAGUUAUCUGUGCUUACACAUUCGAUGCUGGUCCAAAUGCAGUCAUCUACUACGACGAAUCCAACCAAGACAAAGUCUUGGCCCAUCUCUACAAACAUUUUGGUCACGUUCCAGGUUGGAAAACCCACUACAAGGCCGAAACACAAACCACCGGCGUUUCACGUAUCAUCCAAACAUCUAUUGGCUACGGUCCACAACAAACAAACAUUUCAUUAAUCAACGAUAAAGGGUUGCCUAAAUAA
This is a messenger RNA of Candida dubliniensis CD36, 1104 nucleotides long. RefSeq names its product diphosphomevalonate decarboxylase (gene MVD). The record is from RefSeq and is a predicted model, not a curated record. The transcript is spliced from 2 exons. Gene Ontology annotation, molecular function: ATP binding; diphosphomevalonate decarboxylase activity. Bases 1 to 1104 code for a protein of 367 amino acids. Lineage: Eukaryota; Fungi; Ascomycota; Pichiomycetes; Serinales; Debaryomycetaceae. Gene Ontology annotation, biological process: isoprenoid biosynthetic process; isopentenyl diphosphate biosynthetic process, mevalonate pathway. Gene Ontology annotation, cellular component: cytosol.